Cicer arietinum (chickpea) is the source of this 561-nucleotide messenger RNA. NCBI's taxonomy places the organism in Eukaryota, Viridiplantae, Streptophyta, Magnoliopsida, Fabales, Fabaceae. The record is from RefSeq and is a predicted model, not a curated record.
AUGAUUGUUUAUUCACUUCCACAAGAUGCAUACGGGCUAGAGGAGCUUGCAACAGAGGAGAUAUGCAAACACUAUAAUAAAGAUUUUGGAAUUGAGUGUCGUAUUGGGAGGUUCCAUAACAUAUAUGGUCCUUUUGGGACAUGGAAAGAUGGAAUUUGUCAUGUAUAUGUUGACAAGUCUGCUAAUAUUGAUAUGGCAAAGCAGAUAAUUAGGGAUGCAAAGACUGAUUAUCCUGUUGCCUGCAAUGCAAUGGAAACUCUUCUUGUACACAAGAGUUUGUCAUCUAAUGGUAGACUUAAUGAGCUUAUCCUUGAACUCCAACGUGAAGGUGUUCAAAUGUAUGGUGGACCAAAAGCCACUGCCAUGCUAAACAUUGUUGAAACGAGUUCUUUUCAUCAUAAGUAUAGCUCACUUACUUGCACAAUUGAAAUUGUUGAAGAUGUCUUCGCUGCCAUUGACCACAUAAAUAAACAUGGAAGGCAUGUUCGAGUCCUCGAAAUUAUUUUAAUUUUUGUUAUCAUUAUCACUAAUUUUAUUAAAGGUAUUUGCUGCUUUAUUUGA